CAGAGGUCCUCUUCAGUGCGCCCUGGGGGCUGGAACUCUGUAGACAAACAUUAACUUUGGGAUAGACACUAUUUAUGUUCUACUCCUUCCAUUUUUACUGCAUCUACCAUUUGAUCAACAUGAAAUCAUCUCUGACUCUGCUGUGUCUGGUGGUAUGGGUGAAUGUGGAUGCUUCAUCAGCUCAGACUGAGUACUGUGGUAAGCCUGAGGGUGCAGGGAGGAGAAUGCAGCUGAUUCCUGAUCGAGAGCGUUAUGAAAAUGGGGACCAAGUAGAGUACGGAUGUCUUGCAAUUUGUAAGAACGGAGAGUGGGAUAAGACCAUCAAGGGCAAAGAUUACUGUAGUAAACCUGAGGGUGCAGACACCAGAAUGCUGCUGAUUCCUGACCGAGAGACAUAUGAAAAUGGGGACCAAAUAGAUUAUGGAUGCCUUAGCGGCCCAAACACAGGCGCUAGAGGAAAAGCAACUUGCAAGAACGGAGAGUGGAGUAAGACAAUCGAGUGCCAAGUGACCUGUCCCCCAGCCCCUCCUAUUGAUAAUGGAGAUCACACUGUCAAAGCGAGAGAUGGUGAAGGCGUUGUUACAGAGGUUUCCUACCAAUGUAACUUGGAUUAUACACUGAGUUUCACAGGCAGCAUCAGAUGUCUGAAUGGAGAAUGGGAGACCUCACCAAAGUGCCUACGGCCUUGUGAGAUUCACACUUUUGAUGCAGAGUACCAUCUACAGGAUUUACCCCUAAUAAUGUACAUGGAACACGGUGAAAAAAAGACUAUUCAUUGCAAACAUGGAUAUUACCAUAAACAUGCAUCUGAAAGCAAUAUAACAGACAUUGAAGUGGAGUGUAAUGAUGGAGAGAUAAACUAUCCAUUUCCAAAAUGCAUUGCAUUUGCUAAAUGUAAAUUAUCAUUGCCACCAACAAGAGGAACCAGUUAUACACCUGCUGGCAGAAAUCUGUUCUCACCUGAUGAAAGGGUGACGGUGACCUGUACCUCAGGAUUCUGGAUCUUUUUCUUACAUCAGACUGAAAAUACAAUACAAUGCAAAGAGGAUGGAAAGUGGUCAUCUUCUACAGAUUGUGAACUGAUAACCUGUGGUGAUCCACGUGACCCUCUUGUGAGUUCUCCCAACCGCUGGCAGCGGGGUCAAUUGAGAGGAACUCAGCGUUACAACUGUAGAACCGGAUUUAAAACCACAAAUGCCCAGGGUGUUGCCACAUGCACAAGUGAUGGCUCCUGGACUCCAGACCCACUCUGUGAAGGCAGCAUCAGAUGUCAGAAUGGAAUAUGGCCGAGCCCUCCAAAGUGUUUACGACCUUGUGAGAUUUCCACUUUUGAUGCAGAGUACCAUCUAAAGAAUUUACUCAAUAAAGAUAAUAUUGUGCACGGUAAAAGAAAGACUCUUCAGUGCAAAGAGGGAUAUUACCAUAAAUACAGAUAUCCAUGGAAUAUAGUAGAAAUUGAGGUGAAGUGUGAUGAUGGAGAGAUGCAGUAUGAAGACCACAAACCUAUAUGUAGCCAUCUUUAUUCAUAGGUAGAUGAUGAACAUAAUGGAUAUCCUACAGAGUCAUGAUGUUCCCUCCGUCAAAUGCAAGAAUCCUUACAAAGCCGCCUUUAUAUGCAAGGAGAAGAUCUAUUUGAUUUUGUGGUUUCUUUGUCGCUUGUUUAAUUUAGGUUUAGAAAAAAUGUGAGCCAUCCAGUAAUGGAAUACAUGUAGUGUCUUUUUCAACAUUUGACAUUGUAUCACCGUUGUAACAAAAUAACAGUAUCUUCCAAAUCAUAUCAGUCUCAGCUUCACUAUAAUAACAGUACAGCUAUCUAAAGCUAGACUAAAAUGGUACAUUUGUUAUAUUAGUACAAAGAGAUGUGAUUGUGUGAACAUCCUAUCAAGUUUAUAAAUUGCCUGGCUGGGCUGAUGAGACAGUGGAUUGCGCAGUCAGAUAGAACAAGAAUUAGGCAUUUUAACAUCAUAGAUUUAGCCAGGUGGUAGCUUGUGGAAUAGACACUGACUGGAAUGCAGUUUUAACCAAUCAUUAUUCAGGAUUAGACCAACACGCUGUAUAAUGUGUAAAUAUCCUCCUGUAUCUUCCAGCUGUGUGAUUCAUUAUCUGAAGGUUUAAUAUGAAUGAACAACUGAUGUUAUGAUUGUGAUUGACCUCAUCAAGGAAGACAAUAAAGUUGUGGAAAAGAGAUGACACGUUGUCUCCAUGAGUCUUUACAAGGCUAUAGUACAACAGAAUAAGAUGAUUUACCAAUGUUAUCCUAACAAAUACACAUUAAAGCUGACUGAAGCUAUUUCUCAGAUCAGUAUCACUGUUGUCAUUGAUCGUUCUUGUAAAUCAGUUUUGUCUCUUAUCAUCCACCUAUAGCUACUUUCUCAGGUGAACAGUAGAUCUUCUCUCGUGUCUCAGGACAGCAUAAGUAAUGCCUCAGUUGGUCAUGUUUUUUUAUGUAUUUGCUUUACUUCUUGCCUCUGCUGAUCUCAGCUUACUGGACGUGAUGGCAACUGUCUUGUUGGACAAACGUAUCCAUGCAUAAUUGAUUGUACAACAUUAAAUAAAGUCUCUCUGGUUCUCA
Molecule: messenger RNA, 2572 nt
Organism: Salmo salar (Atlantic salmon)
Lineage: Eukaryota; Metazoa; Chordata; Actinopteri; Salmoniformes; Salmonidae
Source: RefSeq, a predicted model, not a curated record